GCAUCUUCACAAUAUUAUCCCUUGUCGAAGUGAGACAGGUGUAUGGCAAACCGUCGGUGCGAGAAAGAGAGAAAAAAAAUGGAAAGUACAGAACUUGCUUGGCCGCAAAGAAAAGAGCUGUCGUCCUUUUUACAUCGCGUUGCGCUCUUGGUUGCUAUCAGUUGACGCGCGAUUGCUACGAAGAACGGAUAUGUUAGCGCUAUGCAUCUUCUUCCUGGCUGUUAUCACGUUAUCGCAUGCGGCCGAACGAGAUGGCCCAAGGAACAGAGUACCCUUUACAAGGGAGAAAUACCAUCACGUUGCCAGUUUGUUGACGAAUGAACAGGUUGCCACGUUGUCCGACCUCACGAAUAUCACUCAUAUAAAUGAGAUUUUGGAUAACAUAUGUAUAGUGAGAAUCGUAGGGACUACCGAACAUGCGAGGGUGAAGGAGUAUAUCAAGAGAUCGAUGAAAGAUCUAGGUUGGACGAUCGAAUCAGAUGUAUUCCAAGCUCACACGCCUGUAUUCGGCAAACUGAAGUUUGAAAAUAUAAUAGCAAAAUUAAAUCCUAAUGCAAGAAGAUACCUGACACUGGCUUGCCAUUUUGAUUCCAAGUAUACGAGAGAGAGGGAUUUUGUUGGAGCAACAGACAGUGCUGUGCCAUGCGCUCAACUAAUUAAUUUGGCAACUGUCAUGAGUAAAUAUUUGACUAAACAACAAGAUGUUAGCUUAAUGUUAAUUUUCUUUGAUGGAGAAGAAGCGUUUGAGGAAUGGGGUCCAAACGAUUCGAUUUAUGGUGCUAAACACUUAGCUAAACAAUGGCAUAAUAACAAGACUGCUCAUGGUGAAGGAAUUUAUUUCUCUGAAUUGGAUAAAAUGGACAUAUUGGUCCUCCUCGAUUUACUAGGCGCACCUGAUCCGACUUUUUACAAUUAUUUCAAAAACACUGAAAAAUGGUACUCCUUACUUGUCAAUAUUGAAAAGAAAUUAGCUUAUUUGAAAAAAUUUGACUCAUAUUCAUAUGAUAGACCAGAACAAAGAUAUUUUCAACCAUACUCGUUCGAUCCACAUAUCGAAGACGAUCAUAUUCCCUUUUUUCAAAAAGACGUGCCCAUUUUGCAUGUAAUACCGACUCCAUUCCCGCCCUUUUGGCAUAAAUCUGGCGACAAUCGACACAAUAUCGACUUGAAGACUACAGAGAAUAUUAAUAAGAUACUUAGGAUAUUUGUCGCUUCGUAUUUACAUUUGACGACUAUCUAACAAAAUUAAGAAAUGCUAUAUGUCUCUCGAAAAAAUAAUUAACAACUACUUCUAU
Messenger RNA from Atta colombica, 1295 nucleotides. RefSeq names its product glutaminyl-peptide cyclotransferase (gene isoQC). Bases 191 to 1240 code for a protein of 349 amino acids. Lineage: Eukaryota; Metazoa; Arthropoda; Insecta; Hymenoptera; Formicidae. The transcript has 6 exons. The record is from RefSeq and is a predicted model, not a curated record. Gene Ontology annotation, molecular function: glutaminyl-peptide cyclotransferase activity; zinc ion binding.